Sciurus carolinensis (gray squirrel) is the source of this 5501-nucleotide messenger RNA. It is a transcript of the gene Ctbs, whose product is annotated as chitobiase. Lineage: Eukaryota; Metazoa; Chordata; Mammalia; Rodentia; Sciuridae. The record is from RefSeq and is a predicted model, not a curated record. Gene Ontology annotation, cellular component: extracellular region. The transcript is spliced from 7 exons. Gene Ontology annotation, biological process: chitin catabolic process; carbohydrate metabolic process. Bases 71 to 1210 code for a protein of 379 amino acids. Gene Ontology annotation, molecular function: chitinase activity; chitin binding.
UGUGCUGCGCCGGGCGCCGCCCCAGCUCCGGCCCCGCCCCGCGCCCCGCAGACCGCGCUCCCCAGCGGGCAUGUCCCGGCCGCAGCUCCCGCGCCUCCUCGCCGGAGCGCCCCGCGGCGACCCGGGGCUCGCUCUGGUGCUCUUGGUGGUGCUGGCGCCGCUGCUCGCAGCCGGGGCCCACUGCCCGUGCCAGGAGCCCGCGCUCUGCCGCCCGAUCCGACACCGCCCGGACUUCGAGGUAUUUGUAUUUGAUGUUGGAAAGAAAACUUGGAAAUCUUAUGAUUGGUCACAGAUUACAACUGUGGCAGUUUUUGGAAAAUAUGACUCAGAACUUAUGUGCUAUGCUCAUUCAAAAGGAGCAAGAGUAGUUCUAAAAGGAGAUGUAUCCCUAAAGGAUAUCAUUGAUCCUACUUUCAGAACAUCCUGGAUAGCUCAAAAACUGGAUUUGGCCAAAUCACAAUAUAUGGAUGGAAUUAAUAUAGAUAUAGAGCAAGAAGUUACUUGUUUCUCACCUGAAUAUGAUGCAUUAACAGCAUUAGUCAAAGAAACCACAGACUCUUUCCAUCGUGAGAUUGAGGGAUCACAGGUAACCUUUGAUGUAGCUUGGUCUCCAAAAAACAUAGACAGAAGGUGCUAUAAUUAUACUGGAAUUGCAGAUGCUUGUGACUUUCUGUUCGUGAUGUCUUAUGAUGAACAAAGUCAAAUCUGGUCAGAAUGUAUUGCAGCAGCCAAUGCUCCCUAUAAUCAGACAGUAACCGGGUAUAGAGACUAUAUCGAGAUGGGCAUUAACCCUAAGAAACUUGUGAUGGGUAUUCCUUGGUAUGGUUAUGAUUAUACCUGCCUGAAUCUUUCUGAGGAUCAUGUUUGUACAAUUGCAAAAGUCCCUUUCCGGGGUGCUCCUUGUAGUGAUGCUGCAGGACAUCAGGUGCCCUACAGAACAAUCAUGAAGCAAAUAAAUAGUUCUAUUUCUGGAAGCCAGUGGAAUAAAGAUCAGCUGGCUCCAUAUUAUAACUACAAAGAUCCUGCUGGCUAUUUUCAUCAAGUGUGGUAUGAUAACCCUCAGAGCAUUUCUCUCAAGGCGGCAUAUGUACAAAACUAUGGCUUACUGGGCAUUGGCAUGUGGAAUGCAAACUGUCUUGACUACUCAAAAGAUGCUGUAGCCAAACAGCAAACUGAAGAAAUGUGGAAAGUCUUAAAGCCAAAGACAUAACAGAGGUGAACAUCUUGUUAAACUCUGAAGACUUAGAAAAAUUAUCAGUAUAAAUAGAUCUAGUUUCCUGAAGAGAUAAAAAAUACAUACAUUUUUGUCAUGUUGCUAUAUAUUUAGACACUAGAAUACUGAAAAAGCAGAUAAAUGGUUUGAUGGAAUUUGAAAAAAAAGAUAAAAAUCUUAAAUAUUCAGGAACUAAAGGCAUGAAAGAAGUCAACUUACAUGUUAAAUCUUCCUCUUUAGUAUGUUUCAGCACUAUAAUUAGGAAAAAUUGCUUUCAAAAUUUUAUUAUGCCUAAUUUUACCCCAAUAUUAAAAAACACAAAUAAUUGCUAGUUUAAAAAUAUGUAUAACUUGAAGUGGAAAUUGUUUGCUUAGAAUAGAGUUUUUAAAACAUAGUCUUUGAGAAGCAGUUUGUUUUAUACUUUUUUCCAAUAAAUUUUAAAUCUGGAAUUUAGUGUCUUCUCUUUAGUUUUAUCAAAAUGAUGAAAAUAAAUUUUCUGCUUCCUGACUUGAUAUAGUACAUACUCAUGUUCUCUGAGGUAUUUGAAAUAAUGUCACUUAAACUUCCUGAUAGUAAGGGGAAAAAAGGAAUACAAAGAAUUAAAUGUACUCACAAAAUACAAGAAUAGAAGAUAACAAGAAUAGAAGAAUUAGUAAAUUAGAGCUACAUAAUAUUUUCCAAUCCAAUUAUUUUUAUAAGACUUAUGUGUGGAAUGUUUUUACAAUAAGAAUAAUGGUGUUAAAUUUGAUUCUGUUUACUGUCACUUAUACUUCCAAUUAUUCAUGGUUAAAAUUUUCUUUUUCUGCAUCUUAUUUUACUUUUAAUUAACUAAUGAUGUUGAGUAUUUUCUCAACUAGUUCCUUUUUCUAGAAGAUUAAUUUUAUGCAGAGGACUUUUCCAAAUAUAAAGUUUGUUCUCUUUCAUAAGGUAAUUAAGAACAUUGUGCUGCAUUUGUUCCUGUAAAUAGAGAGAUUAAAAUUUUGUAUCCUUGAACUCUAGCUUUAUAUUAAUCCUGUCUUUCCUGCACCUCAUCCCCUCCAAAGUAGAAUAAAUGAUGAUUCAACCAUCUGUUACAAUAAUACAUUUCUUAUCUACACAGUUGUUUGACAGAAUAAAACUAACCAUUUCCCUAUUUUACUGAAUUACUUCAUGUUUCUAAAAGAAUCUCUACAUUUCAAAAUUAUUUUUAAUUUAUAUUUAAAAUAAGUUAAUAAAAAUUCUUAGAUAUUAAUUUCUAUCACAGCUUUGAUAUACUUGCUAUUAAUCAAAAUUUAAUAAGCAAAUUUAAUCUUUUCAUGCAAACACAAUAUUUAUUAAAAUAUAUUUUUCUUUGAUAUUAGAUUUUAGUUAUAUUAGCUUUUAAAUUUUAUCACUAACAACAAAAAGUCAUUUUAAAUUUAUAAAAUAUAGCACUGUAAAAUAAUAGGUAUUAGACUGGAAAUCUUCAAAAGUAAACAUCAACUAUUUAGUUUUAUGCUACAUCAAGUAUUUCCUGAAACACUUUGUAAUAUCCACAUGAAAAGUAAAGAGAGAUAAAGCUUAUGAUUUUUUAAAAAUUUAUUUUUAAACUGCUACAUGGAUCUUAUGAUUUAUAUAAUGCACUGCUAGGAGAACAAGGCUUAAUCUGUUCAAAUAAAUAUUGAAAGUUUUCACAAAUAAGUUAAAUUUACAUACCUAAUUGAGAUUGAAAAGAUGUAUUGGUUUUCUUCUGUGCCAUUUCAGCUUUCAGUGUGCGUAAGUCUGAAACUGCUUGUUUUCUCAUCUAUAAAAAUAAUUACCUUUCAAAAUGAACUUCAUUGUACUCUUCUAGGAAUAGGUCAGAAUUGUCAUUUUUGUAACUGUUUUAACUGCCUUCUCUCAUUUGCCUUCCAUGCCUUCAUUCCCUCUGGAUUACUACAGUAAAUUCAUAGGUCAUAAAUCCUGUUUAAUAACUAUGCUUAUAUAACUAGAUCUGCUAUGAGAUAAUUUCCUUUCUUAGUAUGUAGAGAUGAUACAACUGAAUUGUCCUAAAUAAGGUGAGAAGGAAUUUUAUUUUUUCUUAAGCCUUAAAAAUCUGUUGCUAUCAAUGGGUAAAGAAAAUAGUAGAAAAACAAACAACUCUGAAAUGCAAAAAAAAAAAAAAACCCUUAAUACCUAGUCCUUAGGAACUAAAUAGAUGUUGAAGAAAUAUAACAGUUUUUACUCUGUACUAAGCACUCUUCUAAGUGUAUUAACCCUUUGAUUUUUUUCAAACUUUUCUUGAGGCAGACUCUAUUAUUUAUCCCAUUUUAUAACAAAAGAAACCUGAGACCCCAAGAGGCUAAGUACCUUGCUCAAAGUGUAAAACUAAGAAGUGUCACAGCCACCUGGAACCAGAGCCCUUGCUAUUCCAGGUACUGUCUGUGGACAAACAGCAUUAGCAUCACUUACAAGCUUAUUAGGGAUGAAGAAUCUCAGGAUUCCCCCAGUCCUACAGAAGCUGCAUUUAAAACAAGCUUUCCAGGUGAUAGCACAUUAAACUUCAAGAAACACUACUUAUGCUGUACUAUCUUGAAAAAUAUGGCUGCAACAGACUUAGGCUAGAUUUCUCUCCCUCAGUUCUGAAUGUUAUAGGUAGGAGUGCUUUGGGUAGUUCAUUCAGAAAUCAAUUUAACUACAUACUGCAGUUAUUUGUUAUGUGCCAAUCUGGCACUAUGGUUAAAUACAGGAAAUGUUUUCCUAGUCUGUAAGCUGGAAACUUUGUUCUCUUUUUUCUUCUUGAUCAUCUUUAUUAAUUUUAUUCUAUUUAGGUUCAAACCAUAAGUGAUAUUUAUAAGGUUAAAAUGUACAAAGAAGGUAGGAUCUACUAAGCAUGCUUUCCAAAAGAAAAGAGCAUUGGGGAGUCACAACUGAAGGCUCUGGGGGCAUUUUAAUUACUCCUUUCUACUCACCCAACUAGCCUUCAGUGUACAAGUUUCCAUCUUGGCUUUCUUUAUUACAUGUUGAGUACACACAGUUUUCCAUCACUGAACUAACUGUUUUUGAGUCUAUGUUGCAUAUGAAUGUUUACCUCAUAGUUUGUUAAAAAUUAUCCUUUGCUCUUUUCUUCUUAACUUUUAAACUUCUUAGUGCUGAACCAGGGUUUACCCUCGAGAAUGUUGCUAAGUGAAAAGAACCUAGAACUACACUGUCCAAUAUAGUAGAUAGGUGCCAUAUGUAGCUAUACAAAUCAACUAAAGUUUAAUGAAGUUUAAAAUUCAGUUCCUCAUACAAGCUACAUUUAAAGGCUCAAUAUCCAUAGGUAGCUAGUGGGAUGGUGAGAUAUGGAACAUCUUUAUCACCACAGCUAAAUCUAGAAGGGGAUCAUUAUUCUGUUUCAUAAAGCUAAAAGGGUGAAUGGAGGACAUUCCUCUAAUUAUCAUUCUUAUUUUCCUGUUCUGUGUAUUAUAACUUGUGUGAAGAUGUAAAAUUAUCUUCUGUUUUAUGUUCAACUAAAAAACUUUUAAAGACAUCUAUAUUCUGAGAUUAUUCCUAUCUAUCAUGUGAUAAUUACACAGGUUUUAUCAAGUAAGUAAAAUAUGCCCAGAACCCUCUAUUAAGCAUCUACUAUACACAAUGUCCUAUGGAGGAAACAAAGUUUACUAAUUGGCAGUCUCUGCCCUGAAAUAACUUAGUUUUACUAAGAUUCAUAGUAAAAACAAAAACAAAAAAUAUAUAUGCAAAUAACCAGAGAGAAUGAGAUAAUUCCCCAAGUAGAGGGGAAGAAAUUAAAUGGGAUUUCAGAGAAGUCAGAGGUUUGUCAGACAUUUAUGAAUGACUCUAAUAUAGGAAAACUACCUUAAUAUAUAUUUUUGAGAAUAUACUGACUAGAGUGAAGUUCUACUAAAUUUUCCUUUGGCCUCGCUAUAACCUGCAUCUUUUCACAGAAUAUACUUUUUCAUUCAUGCUGUUUAUUGUUAAAGUAACAAUUUUAAGAAAGUCAAUCCUGACUAUCCUUUUACUAUUGAGAAGAAAGUUAAAACACCAAAAUAUUUUAAUUUUAUUUCAAGAUGAAUGUUAUAAUCUGAUUAAGAUAUAAAUUACCUUAACUUCUAUAAUGAGUUUCAUUUUAUCAGUAUCCAGUUUUCUCUUAAGUUGGUCAAUUGCAUGCUGUACCUCAGUGAUCUGGAUUAUAAGGUUAUUCUGUGUGAGAUAUAGAAAGAUGAAUUUAUUUAGCAUAACAUCUGUAUAUUUUAGUGCAAUGCAUGUUAUACUGCCUUGAAAACAAACUGAACUGAUAAAUAACAAAAAAAUCAUAAAAGUAUUCCAUAAAAUAAACUUAAUGUUUUAA